UGCUCUGCUUCUCUUCCUUGGCUGUCCCAGGCUUUCGGAGGUUUUCGAGUGCCGUGCAACGAGUGGGCACUUACCUUCUCAAGUGAAAACAUAAUUUAGUUACAGUCAAGCACAGCUUCAGCCCGAGACGGACGUCAUUGCUGUUGAAGAAGAGCGUACUGCGGGCAAACGCGUUCGGACGUUGUUGUUGAUUUUUGGUAGUGGACACCAGUGGCUAAUUGUGUGUGUGCUUAUGUGCUUGCGUGGGGAAACUGAGGAUCAAAUGUUGGGGAAAAUAGAAAAACACUUGUGAAGAGUUUUGUGCAUUUUAUGAAUAAUGUUGCAUUUAUGUUGAAAUAAAACUUACAGUGGAACGAUCCAUACUGCUCGAAUGCUGUACAAGUGUGUUGUGCACAUAUUCUGAUGAAUCCAUUUCAAUAAAACGAUUUUUUACAAGUGCUACAAGUGUUGUAUAAAGUUAUAAAUUUACACUUUCCCGUGUGUGUGUGUGUUCACUCAAGUGUGUUGCAACGCGAUCGCAAAGAAAGUCUUGUUUUGUCGUGUAAGCAAUCAUCUGCCAAAGUGGCCACCGAAAAGAACGAACCCGUGGCAAACGCCACCGGUGGACGAGCGGCCAGUCGUUCUCCAUCGUCGACGGGGACCGUAGAGCCAGCGCCGCCACAGUCACCGCCGGUACGAUCGGGCGCUACAAACGGUGGUGUACCGCCGGCCAGCCCCAGUGAGACGGCCUCUAGUCCCAGCCAGACGGUGGUGCCCGACGAUCGUCCAACAGUGAUGGCGGGUCCGACGGCUACCGCACCGGUGCUGACCUGGUCGCCGCUGCUGUUUCCACCGUGGAAUACGGCCCUGCUGCCGGCCGCGUUCUAUCCCGUCGCGGCACUACGAUCACUGCCAGGGUUCCUUGACAGCAUGAAGCUGCCCCAGUCCCAGCGCACCACCGCCAGUGCCGGAGCUGGCUUUCGUAUCUGCAAUCUGCUCGAACUGGACAGCGACAAAAAGCAGCAGCAACAACAACAACAUCACGGCAAAAAACGGAAAAGCUCCAGCUCGAUCGAUGAUCAUCGAUCGCGCGAUCACGAUGCGGACGAGGCGGACGAUGAGGACGAUUCGCGAGCGGCCGAUUCUGGCCCCUGUCCUGGGGAUGGUUCGCGACGCAGUGGGACAACGCUCUCGCAGGAGGACACUAGCAGCAAUCCGGAUCUGCACGGUGGCUGUAGUGUGGUAAACAGUGACGAUGACAGCACACCCGAACCCGGACGACCAGAAGGUAGACGAACGAUCGGAGUUGGUGGUGGUGGUACCGAUCGAACUAGUCCCUCGGCGGCGAGUGGUGAUGAGGGUAAACCGCCAACGUUCGGGUUACGAGCGACGCAAAGUCUGGCGGAAGAUUUGCACGCCCGGUUCGGCUAUCCUGCGCUUCAUCCGGGCGCUCAUCUAUCGCACCUACCUGCCCACCAUCCUGCGCACCAUCAUGCGCAUCAUCUGCAUCAUCACGGGACGCAUCUGCAUCAUGCGCAUCAUACGCCACCGCCGGCGAGUCACGCGCUGUUUGGUGGACGAUCCUGGCCGUACGAAAGCUGCAAUACACUCAAUGCAUGCCAUCAGCAAGCGGCCCAGCAAGCCCACCAGCGGCUGUUCGCGCAGCAGGUCAGCCCGGCGGACAGUACCUCGCCGGUGCACUCGGAACGAUCGUACCUCGGAAGUGCCGGCGGCGGUGGCCUCGCAACACUGGCAGGCCCGGCCGGUGACCACCAGCUGGGCGGUGGACGGAUCGGUUCCAGUAUGCGUACGCCCAGCCCAUCCGACUCGGAGCGGGGCGAUUCACACCAUCACCAUCUGCUGCACGGCGGCGGCGGCGGCGGCGGCGACACACACACGGAAAACUCGGACGACGUCGACAUCGAGGAGGGCUGCGACGAUGAGAUCGACAUGAUCGACGACACGGACGAUGGCAGUCUGCCGACGACGGAGCGCGGCGGCCACCCGAACGGGCUCGGCGGCCACAAGAAGCGCAAGCGGCGCGUCCUCUUCUCCAAGGCGCAAACGUACGAGCUGGAGCGUCGGUUUCGCCAGCAGCGCUACCUGUCCGCACCGGAGCGGGAGCAUCUGGCAUCGUUGAUACGGCUCACCCCAACGCAGGUGAAGAUUUGGUUCCAGAACCAUCGCUACAAGACGAAGCGGGCGGCUCACGAGAAGGGUGCUCUGGACCAUCAUCACGGUGGGCAUGGCGGUGGCAAUGGGACGGGUGGGUUACCUUCGCCGAGGCGCGUUGCCGUACCGGUACUGGUGCGGGAUGGCAAACCGUGCCUGGGUGGUAGUAAGCAACCGCACGACCUGCUGACGGCGGUCCCGGCGGCGGCCCAUCUUCAGCUGCCGCCCGGCUUCCAGCACGCCAGUCUGCUGCAUCAUGCCGCGGCCGCAGCUGGCCGCUGGUGGUCGUAGAUUGGGGCGAUUGUUGCACAAAUUGUACAUAGCAGGGAAUUUUGGGGGGGGAUUAGUGACCGUGGGAUGAUGUUCAGCUUCGAGGCAAUAUGUAUGCGUGUGUGUUUGAGUGUGUAAAAAGAAGGCAAAGAAGGACAGGGAUUUAGUGGCGUUUUAUGGUUCCUGAAGUCUAGUAGCGUCUUAGGUAAAUGAAGGAGGAAGGAAAAAUCUAUUGUAUUUAAAUACGGUUAUAGCUAAUUUAUGUAAAUCCUAGUUUUCCCACCCACCCCUCACUGGCAAGCUACGAAAAGAAUGGUACGAAAAAUAAAAUAAUUAAUCAAAAUA
Messenger RNA from Anopheles gambiae (African malaria mosquito), 2766 nucleotides. RefSeq names its product homeobox protein vnd. Bases 775 to 2442 code for a protein of 555 amino acids. Gene Ontology annotation, molecular function: DNA-binding transcription factor activity, RNA polymerase II-specific; RNA polymerase II cis-regulatory region sequence-specific DNA binding. Lineage: Eukaryota; Metazoa; Arthropoda; Insecta; Diptera; Culicidae. Gene Ontology annotation, cellular component: nucleus. The record is from RefSeq and is a predicted model, not a curated record. Gene Ontology annotation, biological process: cell differentiation; regulation of transcription by RNA polymerase II. The transcript has 3 exons.